AUGAGCGACACCGUCAGUACUCGAACUAAAACUUUAUCCGAUUCUACGGCGUCUGUCUCAACAGAGGAUCCUUUGAUUGAAGACAGAUGGACAAAUAACAUCAGCUAUCGUCAGCUAGUGCUCUCUUCUUGCAUAGGAAUCAUUCAACUCUGGUGGCACCCAUACUUGCAAGAUUUUUCCAAACUGCUGCCGUUUCUGUUUCUCUACAACGUGUUUAGUAUAUUUUUCGCCUACCCGCUCUUCUAUAUGGAGUUGGCUUUGGGUGUUGUCACCAAAAAAGGGGUCUUGAACUGUUGGGACAUAGCCCCGAUCGCUAGAGGAAUAGGAAUAGCGAUGCUCAUAUCGUCAAUGUUCACGGUGCUAUCUCUUGGCGUGGUUAGUGCAUGGUCACUGUCAAUGACAGUCCAUUCACUUCAUUCCUUUUUACCCUGGUUACACUGUGCUGCAACAGCGAAUCCACCUUGCGCAGCUCGUCAUCGCCCCUUACCCCAAGGCAGCGAAGUGCCACCACAAUCGUUCUUUUUUAACUUCAUAUUAAACUUGAAACGCGAUGGACUUUCUGGCGGUUUAGGAAAUAUAGUGCCGGAUUUGACCGUGUACUAUGUUAUUACCUGGAUAUUAGUGUACUUUAUUGCAUGCAAACGAAUUUACAGUUAUUCAAAGUUGGUUUUAUUCAAAGAUGUGCUGACGUACUUCAUGCUGGCUUUGUGUGCUGUCGGUGUAGUGAGACUUAAAGGUGCGGGGAAGAUAUUUAAAGAGUGCGACUGGGGCGUGCUUUUCAAUGGAUAUCAGGUAUGGCGAGAUGCUAUCGAAUACUCAUUCCUGCAAAUGUCCGUAUCGCAAGGGACCUUGGUCAUGCUUGGUUCCUAUUGUCCCAAGGAGAAACAUAAACUUGCGACUACCGCGACACUAGCCUUCUUGGUUUCCAAGACCUGCUGCACAGGAACUGCUCUUAUAUUGGGCGCUGUACAUGGCGCGUUGUCUUCAGAUUACGAUAACAGCACCGGUAUUUGGAGAGGAGCUUCAUCUUCAGUGGUCCUCUGGUCAGAUUACGUUGCUCGUAUUCCAGGAAGCCAAUUUUGGUCUGCGCUAUUAUUCUUCACGCUUUUCGUCCUAUCUGUUUCUUCAAUGGGAGGCCUGUAUAUCCUUAACUUCUUGAUGCAAUGGCCAGUGUCUAAGACGCGGGCGCCAAUAGCAGCAGCUAUGACGCUGAUCAUAACUUUUGUGUACGGACAAACCACCUUCUGCGAAGAUGUCUACUUUGCCCUCGACGAGUAUCCCUGUGUAUUCUUCAGGGUCUGUUGGGCGCUAGCACCGCUCAUGCUUUUGAGCACAUUUGUGUCGGGUUUUCACUACGGACCAGCGGCUGAGGCGACCCUUGGGUGGACGUUGGUAACUCUAACGCUGAUGCCGAUAUUAUUCGUGGUUCUACUUUAUCUUGUCUUCAAGUUCAGAGUCAGGAACAUCGUCAACGAGAAGUGA
Messenger RNA from Leptosia nina, 1482 nucleotides. Lineage: Eukaryota; Metazoa; Arthropoda; Insecta; Lepidoptera; Pieridae. The record is from the annotation of a GenBank genome assembly.